CUGUGCUUAGCCGAUCUGCAAUGUCCUCCGUCGAGGAGCCGCAGUGGCUGCGCGAUGAGCUCGAGCGGCUGUCUCGCGAAUUGAGCGAGACGACGCAUGAGAAGAUCCAAGCGGCCGAAUACGGACUGGCGGUGUUGGAGGAGAAACAGCAGCUGAAGCAACAAUAUGAAGAGCUGGAGGCGGAAUAUGAGGGAGUGCGACAGGAGCUGGAGCAGCUCAGAGAGGCAUUUGGACAAGUUCAUUCUAACCAUAAGAAAGUGGCUGCAGAUGGAGAAAUCCGUGAAGAGUCUUUAAUACAGGAGUCUGCAUCCAAGGAGGCUUACUAUGAACAGAGAGUUUUGGAGCUUCAGACAGAGCUUAAACAGUUGCGUAAUGUUCUGGCCAAUGCCCAGUCUGAGAAUGAUCGGCUCACCUCUGUUGUUCAGGAGUUGCGAGAGAACAAUCAGGUGGUGGAGCUGCAGCGAACCCGCUUGCGUGAUGACAUCAAGGAGUACAAAUUUCGGGAGACUCGCCUUCUGCAAGACUAUACAGAACUUGAAGAAGAAAACAUUUCCUUGCAGAAACAAGUAUCCAUCUUGCGACAAAAUCAGGUUGAGUUUGAAGGCUUAAAACAUGAGAUUCGAAGGUUGGAGGAAGAGACAGAGUUUCUUAAUAGCCAGCUUGAUGAUGCUAUCCGGCUUAAAGAAAUUGCAGAGCGUCAGCUGGGAGAAGCCUUGGAAACUAUCAAAACAGAGCGGGAGCAAAAGAACAACCUGAGGAAGGAGCUUUCACAUUACAUGACUAUCAGUGACUCUAUGUACAACAGUCCUUUGAGUAUCUCGCUGGAUGGGCUUAAAUUCAGUGACGACGCUUCAGAGCCCAACAAUGAUGAUGUCCUCAAUGGUUAUGAUAACAGCACGAUUACAAAGAUCAAUGGUAGCAGUGAGAACAAGAUGUCUGCACCAAAGAAAAAUGACCUUUUCCAGCCAGCUCCUAGUCUUGUCAAUGACCUCCUCAGUGAGCUCAACAUCUCUGAAAUUCAGAAGCUUAAGCAGCAGCUAAUGCAGGUGGAAAGGGAAAAAGUGAAUUUGCUGUCCACUCUGCAAGACUCUCAAAAACAACUAGAGCAUGCACGAGGGGCACUAUCAGAACAGCAUGAAAAGGUUGGCAGACUCACUGAGAAUCUCAAUGCUAUGAAGAAGCUGCAGGCCAGCAAGGAGCGUCAAUCUGCACUAGAUAAUGAGAAAGAACGUGACAGCCAUGAAGAUGGUGACUAUUACGAAGUUGAUAUUAACGGCCCUGAAAUUUUAGAAUGCAAGUAUAAGUUGGCUGUGGCAGAAAUUGGAGACCUCAAAGAGGAACUGAAAACAUUGAAAACCAAGUAUGACGAAUAUGAAUCCAAGUAUGAAGAAGAAAAGAGUCGCAGAGAGAGUGAAGUGCAGGCCUUGACAGAAAAUCUUUCCUCCUUAGAGAAGACUAAUCGAACAGACAGAGACCAGUUAGUGAGGAUUGAGAAGGAGCUCAGAAAGGUGAGUGAUGUUGCUGGAGAAACACAGGGUAGCCUUAGUGUGGCCCAGGAUGAACUGGUCACUUUCAGUGAAGAACUUGCAAACCUCUACAACCAUGUCUGCAUGUGCAACAAUGAAACGCCAAACAGGGUGAUGCUGGAUUACUACAAGGAAGGAAAAGGUGGACGCACCAGCCCAGAGGGUCGAGGUCGCAGGUCCCCUAUCUUACUCACAAAAGGACUUUUUCCCGAGCCCCCAAAAGCUGAAAAUGGUAAUGGGGAUAGCACUCCAUCUCCUGUCUCCUCUCUUCCAUCCCCUGUGUCAGAUCAUCGUAAGGAACCAAUGAACAUCUAUAAUCUGAUUGCCAUAAUCAGGGACCAGAUAAAACACCUGCAGACCGCUGUGGACAGGACCACUGAGCUCUCCAGGCAAAGAGUGGCUACACAUGAGCUUGGUCCAGUGGUGGACAAAGACAAGGAAGCCUUCAUGGAGGAAAUCCUCAAGCUGAAAUCUCUGCUGAGCACUAAGCGUGAGCAAAUUGCUACUUUGAGGACUGUGCUCAAGGCAAACAAGCAGACUGCAGAGGUGGCGCUAGCUAACCUGAAGAGCAAAUAUGAGAAUGAGAAGGCCAUGGUAACUGAAACAAUGAUGAAGCUGAGAAAUGAACUGAAGGCCCUCAAGGAAGAUGCUGCCACAUUCUCAUCCCUAAGAGCUAUGUUUGCUACUAGGUGUGAUGAGUAUGUCACCCAGCUUGAUGAAAUGCAGCGACAGCUAGCAGCCGCUGAAGAUGAGAAAAAAACUCUGAACUCACUGUUGCGCAUGGCUAUCCAGCAGAAGCUGGCUCUUACUCAGCGACUGGAGGACCUAGAGUUUGACCAUGAGCAGUCAAGGCGGGGUGGGCGUAGCAAGACCACAAGCAAGAGUAAAACAGCCUCGUCCAACCCUAAUGUAAGUCACGGGCGCUCCUGUGCAGUCAGGCCCGAAGCGUCCGUGCUUAAUAACCAGGUCUUCUGCAGUGAAAAAUAUAAAAUCUGUUGCGACUAAAAAAGCACAUUUGGAGGUGUAGUCUCGUGGUAUUUCUACACCUUACAUAGAUGUGAAGCCCCACACUACAGUGAAUUUUCUAACUUGUGUUGGUUUGCUGUCAUAACUGUUUGGCUACUACUAGUUGUUGUUGUCUGCUAGAAAAAUGUGUAUAAGAAUGCUGUUAGCCAGUUGGUAAUAUUAUAUGGCAUGAAAAUAGCUCUUUGCAGAUUAGCACCUGUGCCUUGGCAUUGCUAAUGAAGACUUUACAGCAGCGUCUGUGAAAGUAGUGGCUUCAAUCUAACUUUAAGCUCCCUCUCUGUAGUGUAGGGCUGCUCCUUUGGGGCUUGUAUCUUAGUACAUGUUCUACUGAGAUGUUCUUUGUCAUCCCAUUAGCCUGCUGCCAAUGCUGUCCACUACGCUAAGGCCAUUUGACUUGUCCUCGCUUACUGAGUUGUAACAAUACUUCAGGGUGUCAAUGCGUGUGACGCUGUAUCAGCAUUUUUGCAAGGCCGAAAAUUAUUGAAGGUGAACUGCCUCCUUUUCUGAUUUUAUUUAACUGAAAAGCAUCAGUGUUCAUUGAUGCCCCACAAAUAAGAAGGAUAUUGCUAUCUGUGGGUCUUUUUUUAUAACAGUUUUAACCAUGUUAUAGCCUGUGUCAAAUUUAGCAGUUUGUUACAUUACACAGUACUUAAAAACAAGCAUAAUGAUGUCAAGUCCACAGUUAUGCAGCACAUAAUAAACUUAACUUCUCUCUGUUUUAUAAAUGGAAACAGUCUGCACGUAAAAGAAAAAGCUGGAUAAAAUAAUGUUUUGUAUUUGAAAACAGACCAAAGCCAUAAUGCUUAUUUUUUUCUGUCUUCAUUUCGUGUGAAAUGCGUUUUAGCUUUGACCAAUUGUUAUUGCAUUCUAGUUUUGCGGUUUACUUAUGGAUAGCUCAUUCUGAAAUCGGAGUGCGUCUAAUGCUGUUGCACUUGUUUACAGUUCAGCAUAUGCAAAGAGGUUUUUUUUUUCUCUUUUUAAAUUUAACGGCAUAGCCUGCUGGCUAUGAUAAUAUUAAUGGGUAUCGAUUUAAAAUAAUUGACAGCAGGUUUUACUUGAGCAUUGUUAAAUACUUUUGAAAUUUUUCUAACUUACCUUCACUCUUUCUUAAGUUACCUUGUGGGGGCAAAAGUAGUUUAGCGCUCUUUUUUUGUUGUAAAAUUGCAUAACUGCCUCUUGUUAAUGUGGCAGCUGGUAUAUCUGAGUAUUGCCAGGAGCAUGGAGCAUUGCUUUUCAGUAUUAUAGUUAAUGCUACUUGUGCGUCUUGGCUCAAUAUUAUAAUGCUAAUAGUAAUGCAAAGUGUAUAAUGUUUAAUGCAAGCACAGAUACCACAGGGCUCUACAUUACACUUUGGAGUCAGCAAAACAGCCUGUGUAAUGAAUUCUCUAUGUGUCCCCCAUAACUUGAUCACGUUAUGGGAGAAUUUAAAUAAUAGCCAUUCAGAUUCAGUCAAUCAGAAUUAUUUAAAAAAAAUGUUAAAAGUGUACUUCAAAAUUGGUGCCUAUAUUUGUUUAUCAAAAAAAUAACUGAUGUGAAAUCCAAAAAAAAAAAGCCAAAAGCAAAAAAAGUAUAAUUGAUUAUGAUUAAUAAUUAGUCUAUUUUGUCUACAGUUAUUUCUAAUCUCACGAGCACAAAGAGGCACAUUAUUUUGAAUUAAGAACAAAUCAAAUUAUGUUACAUGAAAAGUGCCUGUUCCUCAAGUCAUUUACCAUUUAAAUGUAAAGCCCUGUUACCUUUUUUUUUUUCCUCUUUUUUGUCUGUACUGCAGACGGUAGUCGCAUGUGUACGUCUUCUGUAUGUCUUUCUUUGAUUGUCUCCCGCUCCUAUGCUUCAGUCCCUCACAUGGAGGCAGCAGACUGCUAAGCACUUGGCUCUGUUUCUUUCCGUUUCUCUUUGUCUGCUAUGUUACAUGACUGCAAUUUCUUUUAGAUCGUCAGCAGCUUGCUUCCUCCACAUCACCGCUCUACUUGCCCCCAUUAUUAACGAAAGGUAACUCCUGAGCCAUCUUGCUUCCUAGAACUAUUGAGGCUGCAAGCUGCCUGUAACAAUUCCCUUUAAUGCCGCUGGAUGUUGAAGCCAGAAAAUGCAAGAAAACUGUUUUCAUUUUUAUCUAGCAUUUUGCAUUACUAAACCUAUGUCUUCAGCCUGAGGUAUCUUUAUAAGAUUAAGAAAUUUUGAUCAGAUUUGGCAAAAAAAUAAAUCAAUGAUCAUGCCUAAAGUGAAACGAGCCUCAGUUUACAGAAACUGAGUGAUUUUUAUUGGGCUCUGAGUUGGAAAAAAAGAUUUAAUUAUUAUUACUUAAUGAGAAAAUAAGAUGAGCAAAUUUUAUACACAAGUUCAGUGAACUUUUUCAGGCUCUGUACUGGAAACCAUACUAAUCAGAUUGAUCAAUUCAUGAAUAAUGUUCUUUCUGAAAAAAUGUCAGAAGUAAACCAGCUGCAGCAAUAGCUUUAUAGUUAUUUGUAGAUAUUUUCAGCUUCUGUAUGGAUAUGCAGAUCUCCUUUUUCAUAAUAUGCUGACACCUCUGGCGUGCAGAUCAUAACGUACACAGUCAUAGUCCACUGCUCAUUUACACGUGAAUGUUAGCUUUAAUAUAUAAACUUAAAUAAGGAAGCAGGGUUGAAACAUGAAAGGUGUAAAAUAGGGAAAUUAGAGCACAUAAGAUUUUUUGAUACAGGUGCGAGUAUUUUAAUUUGUUGUUUAAUAUUGUUGAAUAAGGUUACGCUGUUUUUGAAACUGUAUUAAAGGUUUACUACUAAAAUAGCUUAAUUAGAUAUUUUAAAAUCCUAAUUCUACUAAAACAAAGGAACUCAUGAUUAGUGGUUCAUUUUGUUGAAGACAACUGUGAUGUUCAAUCCUGCUUUCCAUUAUGCUGCAUAACCCUCAAAGGCCUUCUAUCUCAUAUUUUGUGCGUAUUUUUUUUUAAUAUUUGCAACUACUAAUGGAUAUUAUAUCCGGCAUUGAAAGCUCUGUUCGGUAAAUUGCAUUUGUUGUAUUGCUUCCACAGGGUUAGGAAGCCUUCCUUUUUUAUAUAAGGGCUGAUUGCUCUUGUGUCAUGAAACCAGCCUGUAUGUGACAUUAAAUUUAAAGCAAAAACUGAGAUUUGCAGAUGGUAGGAAGGGCCUGGGAUCUGACAGUCAUUUUGAAAUGUGGAAAAUGUAUAGCUUUUGAACUCAUUGUGUCAAGUGUGUUUAAAUAGCUACUCUAGGCAUUGCUUCAAAGUUAUCUGCUUUUCACAUUAGCACCUUCAAAGCCCAACCAAUGGAGUGGCCAUGGGUUUCUUGCGUACAUCUACAAAGGUAGAAUCUGAUUCUUGCGGAGAACUUUGAACCAAUGUCUACAGUUAGGACCCAGCAUGUGAAAUUGCUUACUACCUCUGCUUUCCAGCUUUUUUAAGUUAAUGUGAUCCGAUUCAUUUUUGAUCUAGCAGGCUGCAUGCAAACUCAACCUGCAUGGUCACCUUUCCUGAGUGUGAGUGAGUGAGUGCUUGUGUGUGGCUCUUUUCCAGUGCAUGAGCAGCUUGUCGGGUUCAGCACUUGAGACGUGGGCUUCCUGCACGCAGCUUUUGUCCAACAACAAGCUUUCCUGUAUAACAUCCUCGAUGCUUGCCUUUAUUUGAGGCAAAAGAGACACUCGUCUGUCAGCUGCCUUUAACUUUGGAAGCUAACAUGCAUCUGUGCCUCUUCAUUCACUAACCCAGAUGCACCAAUGCUCUUCUCUGGCCUUUAGUCAGCAGCAGUCAAACUUUGUUUUUUAAAGUAUUUUAACUCUUUUGUUUUUAUUUGUGUUUUGUUUUUCUUUAUUUUUGCAGUAAUAGGCUAGAUCCUGGAGAUGGACAUUUCGACUGAAAGCAGUUAAUAUCAGUACUAGUUAUGGCUGCUGAUGCUGCCACACGGUAGUCAGUUAAAAUGUAACAGGACUAACUAAAGGAACCUGGACAGUACACUAAAAACAAAAGUGCCGCACCAAACCCAACUGGCGGCUCCCACACUAAGCCCACGUCAUGUCUAUCCUUACCAUUUCAGUGCUGCUGCAGGAAGACGACGCUCACAAGUGUUGCUGAAAUUCCACUUCUGCUCAAACUGAAGUCAUCACAAGUUACAAUAAUUUUUUGU
Erpetoichthys calabaricus (reedfish) is the source of this 6667-nucleotide messenger RNA. RefSeq names its product protein bicaudal D homolog 2-like. Gene Ontology annotation, molecular function: cytoskeletal adaptor activity; dynactin binding; dynein complex binding. Gene Ontology annotation, cellular component: Golgi apparatus; cytosol. Lineage: Eukaryota; Metazoa; Chordata; Cladistia; Polypteriformes; Polypteridae. Gene Ontology annotation, biological process: regulation of microtubule cytoskeleton organization; microtubule anchoring at microtubule organizing center; protein localization to organelle. Bases 21 to 2531 code for a protein of 836 amino acids. The transcript has 7 exons. The record is from RefSeq and is a predicted model, not a curated record.